This is a messenger RNA of Caenorhabditis elegans, 948 nucleotides long. It is a transcript of the gene fbxa-134, whose product is annotated as DUF38 domain-containing protein. The record is from RefSeq and is marked reviewed. Lineage: Eukaryota; Metazoa; Nematoda; Chromadorea; Rhabditida; Rhabditidae. The transcript is spliced from 3 exons. The coding region runs from base 1 to 948 and encodes 315 amino acids.
AUGGCUAGUGAAAUACCGUCUUCACAACUAUCGCAAAUAUUAUCUGCCAUACUAUCCAAACUACAAACCGCCAGAGAUGUAUCUCUACUCAUUAAAAUAGAACAAAAUGAAAUUAAAAUUUCCUUCUAUGCAAAAGCCACUGGCAUAACUUUUGCUGAACUAAUCAGUAGAGGAACUCCAAAUGGAUGCUUCAUCAAGUGGGAUGAUAUUGAGGAACUUGCAGAUGGCCGGGAGUUUUUUGAGACUUCAGUAGCUCAUUUGGAAAUUAUACUAGAGUCUUGGCCGCAGCGUAUCUCGGUUUUAUCAAUAUACUCGGGCCAGGGCGCCGAGGAAAUAAAGGAGAACAUUCUGAGAACUCAUGAGCUAUUCCUUUACAACUUUGGAGAAAUGCUCAAAUCACGAAAGUUUCUUCUGAAAGUAGCAGCUUUUGAUGUAAUACUAUGGAAGGAACCAUUGAACAAUCACCUGUCAACUAUCAUGUCAUGCCUUGACCCGAGAUUCCUGGUAACUAUAGUCCUGAGCUCUUCAGAUGAAGGAGCUAGAGUCGAUUGUGAGCAAUUGGUAAACAUGGAGCAAUGGAAAAGUGCAAGACGAAUAAAAAUGGAUGGCAUUGAAGUGACAAUGUCGAUUCGGGAUUUUUUGCGCUUUGAUGAAGCGAUAACGACACUACAUACAAUUACUAGUGACGACCUGGUUCUGUUGAAAGAUCACUUCAUACACAACCAAAAUCCAAAGUCUCUCACAUUGAAUUUUCAAAACUUUGUCAGUUCAGACCAAAACAAUGAAGAUCAGGCUCAUGAGGUAUUGGGAACUUGCGAUGAGAUCAAGUAUGUGAACGGCAAGCUGAGUAGCAAAAAAUGGCGGUUUCUAAUUGAAAGAUCUCAUUUCUCUAUUGAAUAUUUUCAGAUUGAAUUUAAAAAUUCCCAGUUUAAAUUUUCUCGGUUAUGA